Molecule: messenger RNA, 750 nt
Organism: Hyalella azteca
Lineage: Eukaryota; Metazoa; Arthropoda; Malacostraca; Amphipoda; Hyalellidae
Exons: 6
Coding region: 190-750 (186 amino acids)
Source: RefSeq, a predicted model, not a curated record
UUGGUUGUCAACAAAAUACUAAAAUAAUUCGACACGAGAAAUUCUGAAGUUAAGAAUCACGUUUCAAUUUGAACAAAAGUUUCGUGUUCAUCUCAACUUCUGCUUAAUUAAAAAUCGAGGUUAAGGAAGACGUCUUCGAUCUUUAGGUGUCAUUUGAAGCGCACAGCAUGGCGUGCUGGAAGUGUUCACAUGAAGGCCUACUCCACUGAGAUGGUGUCCAUCAGCAGCGGCGGCCAUAUGGAGGCACGUAUGGACGUGUGGGUGCUCAUGGCUGCCAUGCUGCUGCUUCUGGCCACCGGAGCAGCAGGGCAGCUGCAGCAGGAGGAGGUGGUGGUGAUGGAGGAGCUCACGGCGCCACAUCCUGCGCGUGCAGGCGAUGACGUGCAACUGACCUGCCGCUGGUCCAUCAGCGGCCGCCUGCAUGGCGGCGGUCCAUCGCACGGGCGUGACCAGGGCUUCACACAAGUCAAGUGGUGGAAGGACGGCCACCAGCUCUUCAAGAUCGACCACAAAGGAGAGAAAAUUGACUACAGGCACCCAGGCGUCGACAUUAUCACUAAGGACAGCGACUCGCGGGUGGUGACACUGCGCGCAGUGAGCCGCCUGAGCGAGGGCCAGUACAUCUGCGAGGUGAUGGGCGCUGGACCAACCUUCCGCUCCACCAACGCUACCGUCAACCUCACCGUCGCUGAGGUGCCAGACGCUGUGCUGAUGACGGGGGCACAGCGCGUGUACAGAACAGGACAAUAA